AUGGUACGAGUAACUCCUCUUCUAAUGAUCGCGUUAAUCCUGCUAGGGAACAACGUACCCCCAACUUCGCAAGGAAUUGACUGGCGCAAAUUCUUCAAUCGAACUCUUCACAGUACCGCAACUCUUCAAGGUACAACAGUAAGAUCACCAGCACCAACUACUGCAAUGAAGCCUUCAACGAAGCCACCAGUAACAACACAUAAACCAGUUUCAACGGCAUCUGUAGCGAAGCCUUCAACCAAAGCUACAAAGAAGCGUAAAUGGACAAUGCCCGACUGGCUUCGAGAUCACACGAGUCAUAAGAUAUCUCCGCACACACCAAUACGUACUACGAAAAGAGCCGGGACACAAAAGCCACAUCCAAUUAGCACUAGAACCACCAGAAGGGCUACCACGAAAAAGCGGCAUCCACCAGGGGCUCAAACCACAGUAUCUGUAAGGAAGACCUCAGCGAAGCCGCGAGCAGCAACACAUAAACCUUCCUCUUCAGGAUCCGUGAAAAGUACUCCGACCAAAGCUACAAAGAAGCGUAAAUGGACAAUGCCUGACUGGCUUCGAGGUCACACGACUCACAAAAGUUCUGCGCGCACACCAGCUCGAACUACGAAGAGAGCCGGAACACAAAAGCCACAUCCAAUUAGCACUCGAACCACAGUACCUGUAAGGAAGACCUCAGCGAAGCCGCGAGCAACAACACAUAAACCUUCUUCUUCAGGAUCCGGGAGAAGCACUCCGACCAAAGCUACAAAGAAGCGUAAAUGGACAAUGCCUGACUGGCUUCGAGGUCACACGACUCACAAAAGUUCUGCGCGCACACCAGCUCGAACUACGAAGAGAGCCGGAACACAAAAGCCACAUCCAAUAAGCACUCGAACCACAGUACCUGUAAGGAAGACCUCAGCGAAGCCGCGAGCAACAACACAUAAACCUUCUUCUUCAGGAUCCGGGAGAAGCACUCCGACCAAAGCUACAAAGAAGCGUAAAUGGACAAUGCCUGACUGGCUUCGAGGUCACACGACUCACAAAAGUUCUGCGCGCACACCAGCUCGAACUACGAAGAGAGCCGGAACACAAAAGCCACAUCCAAUUAGCGCUCGAACCACCAGAAGGGCUACCACAAAAAAGCCACAUUCGCAAAGCACCCGAACCACAGUACCUGUAAGGAAGACCUCAGCGAAGCCGCGAGCAACAACACAUAAACCUUCCUUUUCAGGAUCCGUGAAAAGUACUCCGACCAAAACUACAAAGAAGCGUAAAUGGACAAUGCCUGACUGGCUUCGAGGUCACACGACUCACAAAAGUUCUGCGCGCACACCAGCUCGAACUACGAAGAGAGCCGGAACACAAAAGCCACAUCCAAUUAGCGCUCGAACCACCAGAAGGGCUACCACGAAAAAGCGGCAUCCACCAGGGGCUCAAACCACGGUAUCUGUAAGGAAGACCUCAGCGAAGCCGCGAGCAACAACACAUAAACCUUCCUUUUCAGGAUCCGGGAGAAGCACUCCGACCAAAACUACAAAGAAGCGUAAAUGGACAAUGCCUGACUGGCUUCGAGGUCACACGACUCACAAAAGUUCUGCGCGCACACCAGCUCGAACUACGAAGAGAGCCGGAACACAAAAGCCACAUCCAAUAAGCACUCGAACCACAGUACCUGUAAGGAAGACCUCAGCGAAGCCGCGAGCAACAACACAUAAACCUUCCUUUUCAGGAUCCGUGAAAAGUACUCCGACCAAAGCUACAAAGAAGCGUAAAUGGACAAUGCCUGACUGGCUUCGAGGUCACACGACUCACAAAAGUUCUGCGCGCACACCAGCUCGAACUACGAAGAGAGCCGGAACACAAAAGCCACAUCCAAUAAGCACUCGAACCACAGUACCUGUAAGGAAGACCUCAGCGAAGCCGCGAGCAACAACACAUAAACCUUCCUUUUCAGGAUCCGUGAAAAGUACUCCGACCAAAACUACAAAGAAGCGUAAAUGGACAAUGCCUGACUGGCUUCGAGGUCACACGACUCACAAAAGUUCUGCGCGCACACCAGCUCGAACUACGAAGAGAGCCGGAACACAAAAGCCACAUCCAAUAAGCACUCGAACCACAGUACCUGUAAGGAAGACCUCAGCGAAGCCGCGAGCAACAACACAUAAACCUUCUUCUUCAGGAUCCGUGAGAAGCACUCCGAACAAAACUACAAAGAAGCGUAAAUGGACAAUGCCUGACUGGCUUCGAGGUCACACGACUCACAAAAGAUCCGUGAAAAGUACUCCGACCAAAACUACAAAGAAGCGUAAAUGGACAAUGCCUGACUGGCUUCGAGGUCACACGACUCACAAAAGUUCUGCGCGCACACCAGCUCGAACUACGAAGAGAGCCGGAACACAAAAGCCACAUCCAAUUAGCGCUCGAACCACCAGAAGGGCUACCACGAAAAAGCGGCAUCCACCAGGGGCUCAAACCACGGUAUCUGCAAGGAAGACCUCAGCGAAGCCGCGAGCAACAACAAAUAAACCUUCUUCAGGAUCUGUGAGAAGCACUCCGACCAAAACUACAAAAAACAGAAGGCCUACCACAAAAAAGCCCCAUACACCAGGGGUUCUGACCACCAAAAGGCCUACCACAGGAAAGCCGUAUCCACCAGGAGCACAAACCACAGCACCUGCAAGAAAGACCUCAGCGAAGCCGAAAACAGAAAAGCCGGUCACACCAAAAAAGGUCACAAAAACUCGAGCUACGACGAAAGCUAAGACUCAAAAGCCGCCUCCACCGAAACCUCAAACAACGAAAAAAGCUAAAACGCAAAAGCCAGCGCCACCAAAACCUCGAACCACCAGAAGGCCUACCACGAAAAAGCCACAUUCGCAAAGCACCCGAACCACAGUCCCUGUAAGGAAGACCUCAGCGAAGCCGCGAGCAACAACACAUAAACCUUCUUCUUCAGGAUCUGUGAGAAGCACUCCGACCAAAACUACAAAGAACAAAAGGCCUACCACAAAAAAGCCCCAUACACCAGGGGCUCUGACCACCAAAAGGCCUACCACAGGAAAGCCGUAUCCACCAGGCGCUCAAACCACAGCACCUGCAAGGAAGACCUCAGCAAAGCCGCGAGCAACAACACAUAAACCUUCUUCAGGAUCUUUGAGAAGCACUCCGACCAAAACUACAAAAAACAGAAGGCCUACCACAAAAAAGCCCCAUACACCAGGGGUUCUGACCACCAAAAGGCCUACCACAGGAAAGCCGUAUCCACCAGGAGCACAAACCACAGCACCUGCAAGAAAGACCUCAGCAAAGCCGAAAACAGAAAAGCCGGUCACACCAAAAAAGGUCACAAAGGCUCGAGUUACGACGAAAGCUAAGACUCAAAAGCCGCCUCCACCGAAACCUCAAACAACGAAAAAAGCUAAAACGCAAAAGCCAGCGCCACCAAAGCCUCAACCAACGAAGAAAGCUAAAACGCAAAAGCCAGCGCCACCAAAGCCUCAACCAACGAAGAAAGCUAAAACGCAAAAGCCAGCGCCACCAAAGCCUCAACCAACGAAGAAAGCUAAAACGCAAAAGCCAGCGCCACCAAAGCCUCAACCAACGAAGAAAGCUAAAACGCAAAAGCCAGCGCCACCAAAGCCUCAACCAACGAAGAAAGCUAAAACGCAAAAGCCAGCGCCACCAAAACCUCGACCCACAAAGAAGGUCCAGCCAAAACCUCAACCACCUCCACCGCCAGGUCCGAAGAAGGAUUCUUGGCCAAAACCGAGCUGCAGAAACAAACGCCUAACCGACAAUGUGAGAGCACUUUUCCUGGAAAUGCACAACAACUUCAGGGGAAGUCUUGCCCAAGGACAGAAGGAAAAGAGCCAUGGGUGGGGCAUUGCUCCACCUGCUAGUCUUAUGUACAAAAUGAAAUAUAACUGUGAUCUGGAGUCGUAUUCUCAACAACAUGCCAGCUCCUGUAAUACAAACCCGCUGCCACUACACGCUCUCAACGGAUACAGGGAAAAUAUUUACGUGUUGCGUACAAUUAACACAAAUCCUAUGGAAGCCGCAAGACAUACAUUGCAAGCAUGGUGGAAAGAGCUUGCACAAUUUGGUAUGCGUUCGAAUAUGUUGUUUACAGCCGAUGAAUACAAACGUGGAACAAAUCACGUUUUGAAUUGGUCCAAGAUGGCCUGGUGGAAUAAUCGCUCUGUUGGCUGCGCAGUACACAAUUGUGGGAAAUUCUACUUCAUUGUUUGCACGUAUAGUGAAGGUGGUAACAAGGUUAAUGGGCAUGUCUACACAGUAGGAGCUACGUGUUCAAAAUGUCCAAAAGGACAAUGUGACAAACAAGCACUUUGUCAUUGGUAA
Molecule: messenger RNA, 4341 nt
Organism: Necator americanus (New World hookworm)
Lineage: Eukaryota; Metazoa; Nematoda; Chromadorea; Rhabditida; Ancylostomatidae
Exons: 9
Coding region: 1-4341 (1446 amino acids)
Source: RefSeq, a predicted model, not a curated record